Molecule: messenger RNA, 7125 nt
Organism: Sphaeramia orbicularis (orbiculate cardinalfish)
Lineage: Eukaryota; Metazoa; Chordata; Actinopteri; Kurtiformes; Apogonidae
Gene: stx3b
Product: syntaxin 3b
Exons: 10
Coding region: 364-1242 (292 amino acids)
Biological process (GO): exocytic insertion of neurotransmitter receptor to postsynaptic membrane; vesicle fusion; intracellular protein transport
Cellular component (GO): plasma membrane; postsynapse; endomembrane system
Molecular function (GO): SNARE binding; SNAP receptor activity
Source: RefSeq, a predicted model, not a curated record
GUUUUAGAAUGAUUACUGGUGGCCAGAGGAGAGGCAGAUUAUACGGCUCUACACAACUGUUGUUUUAAUCCCCUGGGCGAAGAGAUUUAGCAAAGAAAAAACACUGGCUUUAAACCCAGCAGCCAUAUUGUAUGGAAAAACGACGGAAAGACUCCUGUUGUCAGAGAAAGUCUUUUUCUCACACACCUCUCUCAAGAGUUUUGUGGAGUUUAGUUUUCUUCCUUCCUGGCGGUUGGUUUGUGUUGGACAGCUAGCUUACCAGCUGGCUGAGGAAUUCACACACUUGGACUCGUUUCUGAGAAAAUUUUCACCAUAUAGUGGUCAUUUCUGUGGUUGAAACGGUGUGUAUUGACAGUUUGAAAAAUGAAGGACCGAUUGGAGCAACUAAAAGCGACGUGUGAUCAAGAUGACGAUGAGGUGGAGAUCGCUGUGGACAAUGCAGCCUUCAUGGAUGAGUUUUUCUCUCAGAUUGAGGACAUCAGGAACAGUAUUGACAAAAUUGAUGAAAAUGUGGCUGAAGUAAAAAAGCUUUACUCUGUCAUCCUUUCAGCUCCCACAUCAGAUCAGAAAACACAGGAUGACUUGGAAGCAAUCACCAAUGACAUAAAGAAGAUGGCCAAUAAUGCAAGAAACAAACUCAAGACCAUCGAGAGGAAUCUGGAGUCAGAAGAGCAGGAGAGGAUCUCAGCUGACAUGCGGAUACGUAAAUCACAGCAUGCAGUACUGUCCAGGAAAUUUGUGGAGGUAAUGACAAAGUACAAUGAAGCUCAGGUGGACUUCAGGGAGAGGAGUAAAGGACGUAUUCAGAGACAGCUAGAGAUCACUGGAAAAGCAACAACAGAUGAAGAACUGGAGGAGAUGUUGGAGAGUGGAAAUGCUGCUGUGUUCACAGCAGGGAUUGUAGACUCUGGGAUCUCUAAACAAGCCCUGAGUGAGAUUGAAGCGAGACACAAGGACAUUGUCCGUCUGGAAAGCAGCAUCAAGGAGUUGCACGAUAUGUUUGUAGACAUCGCCAUGCUGGUGGAGAGCCAGGGUGACAUUGUAGACAACAUAGAGCAAAAUGUAUCGAAGUCAGUGGACCACAUAAUAGAGGCUAAGGAACAAACCAAAAAAGCUGUAAGGUACCAGACCAAAGCACGCAAGGUACUGUACUUCAGCCAAAUGAUUUACCAGUUUGCUUGUUACUUCUUCCUGUUUUCUACCCAUUUUUCAGACACAAACACACUCUUUUUUACUGUUUGACACAUUUAAACCACACUGUAUGUGUACCCGUCACACUCCCACAGACUUGGUGCUAGUCCUGCAUUAUUGUAACCUUCCAUUUGCUUCGCUCUGACUUUGCCCCUACGUACUUCUGAAAACAGUUUCUUCAUAUGUUGUUUUUCAUCAACUUUGGCACUGUACCCUGUGAUAGGGUGGGAUGAUUGACAGGAUUGAAAGCAACAUGGACCAAUCAGUGGGCUUUGUGGAGCGGGCCGUAGCGGACACUAAGAAAGCUGCAAAAUUUCAGCAAGAGGCUCGACGUGUGAGUGACUGAUGUCAAACAGUUGUCAGCUGGUUUCCCAAAAGCACAAAAAUUCUUUGUCUGAUUACAAUCAAGUGGCAGCAGUGACUUAAAAUAAAUUCACAAAGCUUUAUUGCUUUAACAGGCAGCUUCAGGAAUUGAGGAAUUGGGAAUCAGAGGACUUGCCUCCCAUUUUUGGGGAUUGUCACUGUUUGUGCUCUGCAAGUGGGAAAAUAGUACUUUCUGCCAUCGCUGUUUUGAAAUAAAUUAUGUUCUAGAUUUAAUUAGAUUAGUCUUUGGUUUCAUUUCUUAUUGAAUAUAGAAUAUAUUUCUAUCUCUAAAGAGUGUCUGAUGCAAGGUGCUAAUUAAAUUGAUAAGCUACAUUUUUUAUGUAUGUUUUUUCAGUUCCUUUAUGGCUUUAAAAUAACUUUGACUAAUUUCCCCUUCGUCUGACUGAACUGGUAAACUGUGAUUAUGUAAAGUGAUUAGAAAUCAUUUGUUUAAUUUGUUUAUUGAAACUAAUUUAGAUAACCUUUGCUGUUUCUCACUAACUUAUGUCAACAGCAAAUUUUUGCUUAACUGUUUAAUUGUUACUAUAUAUGCAAAUAUAUAUACAUAUAUACACACACACACUCUAUAUCAUAUAGUAUAAAGUGUAUAUAUAUUUGAUCAAAAAAAUAAAUGUAUAUUUAAUAAUUACUAUAAGCAGAACUGGUGACACCUCCAGGGUGUAUCUCACCUUUGCCUAUUGGUAGCUGGGAUAGAUUCCAACACCCCCACAACCCUCCAGAGGACUACGUGGCUUGGAAAAUGAAUGAAUGAAUGAAUGAAUUGACAUAAACAACAAUAAUAUUUAUGAUUAUUUUCUUUAAUCCCAGAAGAAAGUAGUAUUUUCACACAAUCAGAACAAAAUGGGUAUCUGGUCUGAGCCGGAUAGUGACAAGGAUUUUGUGGUUUAUGUGUGCUUUUACCCAUAAGCCUCUCUGUCUGACAUAGGACAGACAUUGUUGCUCACGGCAGAAAUUGAGUUACUUUAAAUAACACAGAUGUGGUUAAAGUAUCACUUGAAACACUUUUGGGAAAUCCACCUGACAACCUAAAGACCAUCCUGAAUGUCACCUUGACCCUUACCCUGUGAUGACCCUGACUUCCACCCUGUGAUCCCUGGACUACUGUGCUUGUGACCCACCCACCAACAAGAAGCUGAACAAACCUCCCCCCACCUCCCACUUCAACACAAUGACACACACACACACACACACACCUCUCCCACACGCUCUUUUCUUUGUCCUUUAUUUUCUUUUGUGCUUUAACCUCAAACUCGUCCUUGUUUACAGCUGACCCAUGAUGGUUUUCUUUUUUUAGCAGCAUCUGGAGACACUGCUGGGUGAUUUUUAGCUGAUUUCUGUAUGUGCCUAAAUACAUGUUGAUGGAAUAUAUUAAUGCAUUGUCAACAGAAGUCAUUUACCAAACUUCACCUGACAGAUAUGUUUGUCAUGCUUGUUUCUAGUGUUACUAUAUGAUGUUUUAUGUAUUCUGUCAUAGAAAAUAUGUAUGCAGUAGAAGUAUCUGUGAGGACAGGGCCAUAUACAGUUUAUAGAAUGUACUCAAUGAAGGCCUGGCUGAUAUGGAGGAAAAUGUUCAUCCCAGACAAUAUCACUUGUAAUGAUAAAUGUAAAAUUGUUCAUUCCUUCAGGUUUAAAGGCUUAUGCUGAGUGAAAGGUGAAGAAGCCAGAAGUUUUUUGUUCAUAAUAUAGUUUUUCACCAUGAUAAGAGUAUAUGCAAGAGCAAAAUAAAAAGUAAAACAAAAGGUUUCUUAUGGGUUCUAGGUGGUAAUGUAAACAAAAAAUACAUUUUAAAGAUAAAAAUGUAUAUUGUGAUAUUAAAAUUUUAUCAUAAUAAUUGCUAUAGUUUUAUUGGCCAACCCUGACUCAGUGUAUAUAAAAUAAUACAUGAUAAAAUAUAUAUGUAUAUGACAUAUGAAGUGUUACUUCAAUUUGUGUUUACAUGUUUGUAAUCUUUUAUUAUUUUAUACCAUUUUUAUAUAUAACAGUAAGUUUGGUAUUUUGUUUUGUUAACAUUAUAUUCUUUAACUGAGGCCUAACUUUACCUUUUAUUCUAUUCAUUUGUCAUGUUGGUCAGCUUUUGUUUUGUUAAAUGAAAGUAUUUUGCGACACCUCAUAUGCCUUACAUCUUAAUUUUCUACUUCAGAAAAAGUAGUGCCAUUCACCCAAAAUAUAUAGAUUAUUUUUGGUCCAUAUUGACCAACUUAUUAUUGUACAGUAAUUGUUACUUAAAUGCAUAAAUGUUUUCCACUACAGGAUGCAGUUGUUGUUUCCACUGAGAAUGGUCCUGACAAUGGUGCUUGUAUGUACUUGGUUAUUUCCAACAGAAAAUGGUGAUAAUAGUGGUGAUAGUCGUGGUCUUGCUGGCCAUAAUAGCGCUCGUAAUCGGGUUGUCAGUGGGACUGAAGAAAAGCUGAUGAACUAUUUGAGUAAGAUGGUGAGUAACCCUGGAGUAAAUAACCUCCUCGCUGCUAUAAUGGGUGUGGGUUUGAGACAUGCUUUGGAAAAAGCUUUUCACGCUCUCUGCAUCAGGCUUUAUGUGUGAGUUUCUAUUGUCCUUCGCCACAGGGUUUAACCUGAGGUGUGUUUGUGCGUAUUUGUAGUUCUUGGGUGUGUGUUUUCUUUUGCAGCACUUGCCUCUGGUUACUGCAGUGCAAACAAAGUAGCGCUGGCGGCAAACUACUUUGAGCUGGUGUUGGGUCUGGUGUGGGUUCAUUUCAGUGCUCAUGUGUCCCGCUGUUAAUCCUGUCCUGUCUUUGUCUCCGUUUAUCUCCCUCUCUGUAGAAAUUGAUCUGUAUCGGCGUCAUCUGCAUUGUGGUUGUUGUCGUCAUCCUCGCCAUAGUCCUCUCCUCAGUACUAUAGAAGGACCUCCUCCUUGCCUGUUCAUCAUUCACUCCAUAUAACCCUCCAUCAGCUCACCCAGUAAUGAAAAGACUCUGCCAUGCUAACAUUUCAUAGAUGGGAGAUCACUAUUUAAAAAUAUCUGACCUGCCACCUUGUGCCUUGAAUUGCUUUACCAAUCUGAUGAGAAACAUCUUAUGGGACGAGUUUUGACUCCAUCAGAUGCUUUGGACAGUGUGAGGAUACUUUGCUGAAAUGAGACUGAAACUGACAUGAGGUUUAUCAUCUAUUGUAUCUCAGAGGAAGAGAAAAGGGAAUUGGGAAAAAGAUACACAGCCCCUGAGUGUCACUAAACAUUUCAGUGGUCAACAUUUUGUGCCAAAGAAUCAAGUGGUGAAAUGUUUUCUUUUUAGCUGAAAUUUUCUAUAAUGUCCAGCACUUUGGACCCACUCCUAGCAGAAACUCCUCACCCCUUUUACUGUUAUUUUGUCUAAUAUGAUCAAGAAUGCUAGCUAUGUUCACUGUACUGUGAAUUUGUCAGUUUUUUGAGGAGUUCCAGCACUUUCACAUUUCAGUAUGUCUUAACCUCUAUAAUUAAGCUCAAAUGAUCUUGUAAAUAAGAGAAUUACUGUAUGUUUGUAUACUGUUUAUAUUUAGCCCUGUUUUUGUUCAACUUGAAGAGGAUCGGUGUGCUCACCUAUGAUUCUUCAAUGUAUUUAAAUAUGAGGGAUUUUGCCCUUAGAAACGUGGACUGAUGAGGCUAAGAUGAGCAGACAAGCCAAAAUCCAGUUUAGAUAGAUACAUAGACCUACAUGCUUGAAUAUUGCAAGAAUUACUUUGAAACUUGUGUAGUAGCUUUGCUGAAGUACAGUGUUAGCCAGGUCGACCCUUAACUUAAAGACAUUCCUGUCUCAUUUGUUAAACCCAUGUUUUAAUACCUAGGGGUAUAAAGAGACUCGUAACACUAGUGAGUUUUUGCCAAAAGUGCCUGAAUAGUUUGUGUAUUUAUUAUACUCUCUGAUUCCUCACAUGACAAGUUUGUAAUAAAGUUACGCAAACAGGAUGCAAGUAGAAAUCUAAGAUCUUAAGGGUGCUGGUGGUUCUUGUCGAGAGUGCAGUUCAUAUCCUGACAUUUCCUGGUCUACUGGAAACAUUUGAUUGUUUACCUACGGGGUGGAUUAUAUGAUUAUUAACAUUAUAUAAGGUUAAUAAUCUGCUUGCAUUUUGCGAAUGUGGGACAUAUAGUAAAUUAGUUAACAGCACUGUUAAAUCUCAAGAUUAACUGAUAGCAGACACUGCAGCAGAGCCACCACCACUGUGAGAAGCCUUUGUUGAAAGCCUGAAUGGUUCCUUUAAAUCUAUUUGUCCAGGAAUCUCUUAAGAGUACGGUGUUUAGUCCAAGCUGUCUGCUCUUUUGACUUCAGCUGUUCCAUUCAAACACUUGUAUUCAAGCCUUAUUUCUUGUACCAUCAGUAAGGUCUGCAGUAACAAAGUACCAGUGAUUUCAAUGAAAAAUAAAGAUUUUAUGUUUUUUAUUACUCGCCUUCUGUCCUGUGCUUAUGUGCUCUGUGUGAGUAAAGUGAAUGUAUAACUGACUUUUUAAAUGUUUUUGAUGACUGUGGUUUUUGGUGGAGCUGUGUGGAUGUUUUUAUGGGACGUCGUCAGCAGGAUGGUGACUGUUGAUACUUCAUGUUAACCACUGUGUUGCAAAGUACAGGUUUUAAAGACUAAUUAUCUGUCAAACUGAGGUAAGUUGCUGUUUUUUUUCUCUCUCAACACACAAACACCAUAACUUCCCUGGUCCUUUGUUCCUCUUUUUUGCCUAAUGGUUUCCUCAAACUCCUGUGUUCUCAAACAUGAGUGUAUAUUGUGUGUGUUUGGACUUGAAUCUACUGACUAUUAUGACUUGAUAACUGUUUGUUCUCUACUAAACCUGCAGAAAAAGAUGAUGAUUACAUUGUGCUGUGCCAUCAUUGGGAUUGUUGGGUUCUCCUAUCUCUACAGCUUCUUCUCAUAAAAAGUUUAACAAAGAUGAACUUCUUGAAGAUAAAUGCAUGAAGUGCUCCCUUAUUUAUACCCUGACCAUUAUUUUAAUCUGUUUUAAAAAACAAAAUGACAAAAAAAAAGAUGAACCAUACCUCAUUCCCUUUCCCUCCCAUUUAUUAAUCAUUUGAGUUAAAUUAUUUUCUUGCUGUAUGAAGUGUUUGAACGUGGUAGAAAUGUGUAGAUCGCUCUCAGUUUCUGCAAAGUCUGUUGAAACAGAUUGUUCAACAUGUGACAUUUAAUCAUUUUUGACCACCCUGGAUGACUUUAGCGGCUCCUGGUGGCAAAGAGAGAGGACAUUUUUUUUUUUUUUUUUUUUAAUAUAUUUUAAUUAAUCAGAAAAAAAAUAUUUAUAAGGAUUCUUAAAAUGUCAAGUAAGUGCAUUAAGGUGACUUUUGUGCACCCAAGCAACAAAAAGUCCACUUAUGCAUUCAAACAUAGGUGUGGUUCGGUCUUAAAUAUCCUUUAAGUAAAUUGUAUGUUUUCUGAUUUGUGUGUUAUAGAUUUAAUAAAUGGUGAGGUUUUUGUGGUGUGUGAUCUGUCUGUAUGCAUCUGCUGAAAUGCUUGUAUUGAUGGUGUUUUCUGUAUCAGCGGCUGUCACUCGCUCACUGGCCGUGUGUCAACCCAGUAAAGCCUGUUAUGUAAUAAAAGAUUUCUGUGCGUUGUACCAAG